Pleurotus ostreatus (oyster mushroom) is the source of this 1842-nucleotide messenger RNA. RefSeq lists its product as uncharacterized. NCBI's taxonomy places the organism in Eukaryota, Fungi, Basidiomycota, Agaricomycetes, Agaricales, Pleurotaceae. Bases 1 to 1842 code for a protein of 613 amino acids. The transcript has 7 exons. Gene Ontology annotation, biological process: polyamine biosynthetic process. The record is from RefSeq and is a predicted model, not a curated record.
AUGUCCAAGGCUCAGGCCAAAUCCAAAAAACCCUCGCCGCCAGCCCCCGCGAAAGCGAAAGCAGGCAACGACGAGCCCUCGCUGGUAGUGGGCGCCGUAGAGCUUUUGCUCUCAGUUGUCCCGGUAGCGCUCUACCUAUUUGCCUACGAGAGGACACUGCUUCCCAUCUAUGCAUCCGUUCCUACGAAAUAUCUCUUGAAGAGGGCUUUUAUCGCCUCCGUGGCACUAGCAGCGCUCGUGCCGGUGAAAUUGGGCAAGAAUCGCUUGCUUUUCCUUCUGUCGGUCAUACUUGCUAUCGCCCCGAAAGCGACCUACCACGUCGCAGUAUGGACAGCAAGGAAGGGAAACCCGGUGUUAGGUCCAGCGGCAACGCAUCUUCUGACGCUUGCUCCAGUGGCGUAUUUGUCGACAAUUGUUGCUUCGCACAUCGGGGUUGCCCAAAGCUUUGAUGAAAGUUCGAGUCGGCCGGUUUCAGCCAUCAUAUGCAGCCUUGCAGCCUCUGGAUUUCUUCAAGCACAGAUUGCCAAAGUGCCAUUCAUAGACUCGAUUGCCGAUAGCCACAUAUUCCUAUCCCUUGCUUGGCUUGCGUGCACACUUGGCCUCGUAGUUCAAUGGAACAAACAGUCCGCCAGCAAGGGUUCUGACACCAUUGGACCAAAGCACUUCCUCGUCCUCGGAGUAUUGGGUGCACUCUUUGCUGGCGUGUACCCCAUCCUGAAAUCCCCUGUUCUUCCCCAUCCUCUCAAACAGCCCUACCUUCACCCCGACUUCCCUCUCGUUAUUCACUCAUCAGUGCAGUCCGUUACCGGCCUUAUAUCCGUUGGCGAGGCCCUUCCUCCCCCAAAAUUCAAUGGCGAACCCGACGAAGAGAUGCAUUCCGUUCGCUGGCUUCGCGCCGACCAUUCUAUCCUGGGAGGGGUGUGGAUGGGCGCGAAGAUCGGCGUUAUAGACGAUACACCACCGCUCGAAGACGCGUUUGGCACCAUGCUAGGAGAUUCAAUCUAUUCAACUUUCGUUCUACAAGAAGCCGUGCGCAUGGUUAAUAGCACCGCGAAGGCCAAGAAAGGCGAUCUCAACAACGCCUUGAUUAUUGGGCUUGGAACAGGUAUUUCGGCCACUGCGUUCAACCGACAUGGCAUCUCUACGACCAUCGUCGAGAUUGACCCAGCCGUCUAUGAUGCCGCGCGCACAUACUUUGGUUUACCUGAUCCUGGAGAGGGCAAGGUAUUCCUCGAAGACGCUCGAGGUUGGGUUUCAAAGCGACAGGCCGAACUAGCAACAGCUCAGGAACCGGAGCUCUUCGACUUUGUGGUCCACGACUGCUUCUCUGGAGGGGGUGUGCCCCAGCAUAUUUUCACAGUAGAGUUUUGGCAAGGUCUCAAGGCGAUCAUGCAUGAGGAUGGUAUUUUGGUGGUGAAUUUCGCGGGCCAGCCCAAAUCCAACGCGUCCAGAGCUAUUACUCUGACGUUGGAGAAGGUAUUUGGACAAUGUCGGGCAUUCCAUGACUCUAUGGAGCCCAUUCCCGUGGAAAGAUAUGAAGCCGAGUUUAUCAAUGUCGUCUUCUUUUGCACUUCAUCGAAGGCGCCCUUGACCUUCCGUAACUCGCGACAUUCUGAUUAUCUUGGGUCCCCUCUACGCCAGCACAUUCUUCGCGCCCUCCCUACGAGAGAACUUAACUUGAACGUUGUCAAGGGUGAAGCUGCGGAGAACGAGAGGCUCUCGGCGAGCUUGAUCUUGACCGAUGCACAUAACCCGCUUGGCAAAUGGCAAGAAGACCAGGGUUUCCAUCACUGGACGCUGAUGCGCCAAGUGCUGAAGGACAUUUUCUGGGAGACAUAUUGA